Molecule: messenger RNA, 1357 nt
Organism: Suillus discolor
Lineage: Eukaryota; Fungi; Basidiomycota; Agaricomycetes; Boletales; Suillaceae
Product: major intrinsic protein superfamily membrane channel protein
Exons: 9
Coding region: 124-1116 (330 amino acids)
Biological process (GO): water transport; glycerol transmembrane transport
Cellular component (GO): plasma membrane
Molecular function (GO): water channel activity; glycerol channel activity
Source: RefSeq, a predicted model, not a curated record
GGUUGGGCUAUGUACGUGAUACUCAUCAUAGGUGAUAACAACAGGUAACUAUAAAACGGGCAGUUGCCAAACCCUGUUCCACAAGAGCUUUAGCACUUUGUCCUUCCUUUUUCUCAGCACAAGAUGACGGGUAUCAUCGAAAAGCCUCGUCAUUCCGAGACGUCGAACAACUCUUAUUCCACUCGACCCAACGAUAUGAACGUCCUAGGAGUCGUUGACUUCGCUGACUGUGAUCAAUGCUCUCCGUACCCCAACCGAUGGUCAAGCAUCAGGGAGCACAUCUCCGCACCGGCAGCCGAGUUCAUGGGUGCCUUCAUUCUAUGCUUGCUUGGCUGUGGUGGCAAUUGCCAGGCAAAUCUCUCUGCCAAUAAAAGUGUAUCUGCAAGCCCGGCGGGGAAUGCUGUCACAUCCAACCUCUCUUGGGCCAUUGGACUGUCCCUUGGUGUAUGGAUCUCUGCAAACUACUCAGGUGGUCACGUGAACCCUGCGGUCACCUUAGCAUUUGCUACUGUCCGCGGUUUCCCCUGGAAAAAAGUUCCCAUCUACAUCCUUGCGCAAGUCCUGGGCGCCUUAUGUGGGGCAGGUGUAGUCUACGCUACUUACUUCAAUGCGAUCGACAUCGUCGAAGGGGGCUCAAAUAUUCGUACAAUUGCGGUAUCUGGUAAUCUGUUUGGGACCUACGCGGCCGACUAUCUUCCUUCAGUCUCCGCCUUCUUCGCUGAAUUUAUAGGGUCUGCCAUGCUCCUUACCGGAGUUUUCAUGUUCACGGAUAAAAGAAAUGGUCCUUUGCCUCCUGGUGUUCUUCCUGUUGGAAUAUUUUUUGUAAUCCUUGGCAUCAGUUCGGCUCUUGGCAUGGAUACUGGAGCAGCCCUUAAUCCUGCCCGUGACCUAGGGCCCCGUAUCCUUACCGCCAUGGUUGGGUACGGUGGCGCAUAUUGGCUCUGGUGCCCUAUCCUCGGUCCAAUUUUUGGCAUGAUUGUGGCUGCGUUCUUCUAUGAUUCUAUGCUCUACAGGGGUUUAGAAAGUGUUACAAACAGGCCGAGUGAACAGGCUGAAAGACAUCACCUGCACUCGUGCGCUCGCACCAAACGUAAUGGAGUUGCAGAAACAGUUUGAUGAUAUUGAUGAUUGGAUAACACUCGUAAUGACACUGGUAGCUCGGACAUGUUUUUGAUGACCCUCUACGUAUGAUCUCCAUCAUUGCAUGGGUUUUUUUUUGUAUUUUAAGUAAAGUCCCACCGAUAAGUUGGAAUUUACGUAGACAAGACGUAUUAGAAUGAUGUUCAAAUUUAAGCGCUUAGGCACGCGACACCCAAGUUUCGAGUUGAAGGCUUUUCGUUUAUUCGUUGUUUCGCAC